Cladocopium goreaui is the source of this 3206-nucleotide messenger RNA. The record is from the annotation of a GenBank genome assembly. NCBI's taxonomy places the organism in Eukaryota, Dinophyceae, Suessiales, Symbiodiniaceae.
AUGGAUUGCCCAGGACAAGAGUGUUUGAAAGAGGUUCGAUUUGGCUUCGGCAAGAGCUCUUCUGAAGCGAACGAGUACAAACGAGGCGACGAGGGCUUGAAAGAAGGCCAUUUGCCAACGCCUUUUUGCCUUCUUGGAUCGAGAAUUGAGAUGGCGGCAGAUUUGGCCACUUAUGCCAUGCAUGGCAAUGCGGAAAAGGCUGAGAGCACAGGCAAACUCACUAUGCUCUCGGAUUGCGUUCGCUUCACAUCCUACGCUGCAUUUGUGGUGGCGCUGAGAGUCGAAUUCUCCAUGUUGUUCAAUGCGGCUUUGCUCCUGACUUCACAACUCACAGAUCACGGCAAGCCCUUGGGCUUGGCUCAGGCUUCAAGGGCUUGGUAUGGCCUUAGCCUAGCACAAGAGAUUCUGCCCUUUGCUCGACACCUGCAUUGCCGAUUGCUCACGCCAAAGAAUGUGUGCAAGCGAUCUGGCGAAGUUUGGCCACCCAGUGAGCCAUUGCAAGUGCACAGACUUCUAGACUCGCAGCCUCUGGGUGAUCAAGAUGUGCUGAUCCACUGUUUGCAGAUUUGCCUUCAUCGUCGGUUUCAACCAGCGAUGGAUCUUUACUCACAGCUCGAAGAGGCAGCAAAUCUGGAGACUUGGAUGCGACAAUUGCGGAAUUUCAGACUGACGCAGUUUCCUCCUGCAGCUGGCCCUGGCGAUGCUCCACCUCCAUCUUGGUGUGCAGCUGCAGCAGCUCUACCAGAUGGACGCUUGUGUGUUGUUGGUGGCGGUUGCUAUAGUUACGAAUGGACAAAUGUCCAGUCAAAUAUGAAGGAAGUUUUUUGGAACCAACCUGGUCUCUACGUUUUCGAUAUAUCUUCAGUGCAGUGGUCUCGCCAAGCAACAACUGGCACACUGCCACCUCCUGCGCACACUUAUGCUUCAGCCCACACAGUGUUGGACUCUCGCUGGAUGUUUUGGUGUGGAGGCUACUAUGGCCAGGCCUACAAUACAGCUUAUGCCCUGGACAUUGGCACAUGGGAGUGGAGAGCCCUUCGAAACAGUUCUGACCAAUGCCCAAGUGCACGGUACUUCGUUGCUUCCUUUGAGCACUUGGGCGCUUUGUAUGCUUGGGGUGGGCGCAGCUCACAGGACAAAUACUGCAAUGACUUAUGGCGGCUUGACCGAUCACGAGCCCAACAGGAUAUUGUCCACACAGAGGAAGUGGUGGCAAGCGGAAGUCUCCCUCCUGCGCGGUUUGGAUCGACCCUGACGAAUUGUGAUGACCGCUUCGCUUUACUUUUUGGGGGUGGCCAAUGGAAGACUGGCGGCAGAUUCCUCUCGGACAGCACUAUCUAUUCCUUGAAUUUGCGUGCCUUUGAGUGGAGCCGCCUUCACACCACUGGGUUAGAUCCCAUGCCUCGCCUUCAGCAUUCGGCAGUCAAUCUGGGUGGAAAUCUGGUUCUGAUCUUCGGAGGGUACGAGGCCAGUGAGCGAAGAUAUCUUGGCUAUCCAGACGCCGCUGUCCUCAAUGCAAGAAGUCUACAGUGGAUGCAGUUGGACAGCGGCAACCGUCUUCGAAUCGGUGUUCAAGUGGAGGUCUCUUCCGAUGAGGGUGAUGACAAAGCCAUCGGACUAGUUGUAGACGGACCAGAGCUGAUUCCCCACUGCUCGCAAAAUGGAUGGUACGUCAAGGUCGGGAGCGAAGUGAUGCUAGUUGAGGAGAGGUUGCUGCAGGUGCGGCAGCACCUGCAGCGAAGACCAAGGGCACCAAUGCAUCAGGACGGCGAGCAGCUGCCUGUCACAGCUUCAGAUGGGGCCCAAAGAAUGGACGAAAGCAACUUUGAAGAGAUCCAGGAUGAGCAUAGCUGGAUGCAAGGAUGCUUCCCAUGCGGAAGGGCAGGCAUGGCUGUUGCAGAAGCAAAACCUGGUACGCGACGAUUCUACAUUUUUGGCGGUGCCAGGCUGAAUCUCAAGAGCCGUGAAGGCCGACCUCGCAAGUCCUUUGGGGAAGAUCCGCACAAAGAGGGCCAGUUCAGCCAGUGCCAGGGCAGCAAAUCGGACAAGUUGGAGGCGGCACCUCGGCUGCCAGGACGUGUGUUGGAGGAUACCCUGUCAAGAACCUGUGCGGCAGCUUUCCUCACUCAUGAACCUCGCGAACCUCGCAGUGAACAGCGCAGCGAGCCUCGCAGUGAGCUUCGGCCAAAGCCACAGGUGCCCACACAGGCCCCGCCAAAAGGAAAGAAAGAAGUGAAUGCUGCAGCUCCUGCUGCCCCCUCCGCUCGCCGGAAGACAAUAGCAACAGAACAUCCAGCUGUGCGGUCCAGUGGGAAGAUGAGACCCACACCGCAAGCCAUGCCAGAGAGAUCCAGUAUGGCAUUUGAGCCUCAAGUCACCAGGCACACCAAGUUUGCUUAUCCCUCUUCCACUUGGGACAAGCUUACCGUCAUGGGCACGGACUGCGAUGUUGGAAGAGGAUGUCUUUUCGAAUUUUGGUGCUUCAGGUACAACAUCAAGCGGCUGUGUGUGUCCAGAGUGUGUGGAGAGGUCUUCAGACACGUCAAAUGUUUGCAGAGUCAAGGGAAAGGCUUGAAAGAGCUAGAGACCGCAGAGAAAUCAUUCGGACCUUUUUCAGAAAGCUGCACAGAGCGCAACCCCACGCGAUGGAAGAGGCAUGCAGUCCCGCAGCAAGAUGCCUGUCAAGUUUGCCUCGGAUGUCGCCAUUUUCGCCUGAGCUCUCUGGACAUUCUGACCUUGAAGCGGUUCGGAAUUGGCUUUCAGGAGCACUUCCUUCGUGGAGAAUUCUUCAAGUUCUUCGCGUGGAGUGCAGCGGUGCAGCUGCAGCAGCAUACAAUGGCGUUAGCCGCACCCUCGGACCAGAGCGACUCCUUUGGCAUGGCACGUCAUGGGACUGUGUGGCAAACAUUGCUCAGAACGGCUUCAACCGGGCAUACGGUGGCCGGCAUGGGUCAAAGCUGGGACGAGGCAGCUACUUUGCAGAGGAGGCCACUUUUGCUUUACGCUUCUGCGGGCGGAGCCAGCACCGGGCUAUCUUUCUUGCAGGUGUUUUGCCGGGGCGCUUUUGCCGUGGUGCGGAAGGUUUGGUGGAGCCACCUGCGCUGGAUGCAGGUACCAGAUACGACUCUACAGUUGACGAUCCAGCAAAUCCCAAGGUGUUCUGCGUCUUCCGCGACUUCCAGGCAAUCCCAUUGUACCUUGCUGAA